This is a messenger RNA of Moesziomyces antarcticus, 555 nucleotides long. RefSeq lists its product as uncharacterized. NCBI's taxonomy places the organism in Eukaryota, Fungi, Basidiomycota, Ustilaginomycetes, Ustilaginales, Ustilaginaceae. The coding region runs from base 1 to 555 and encodes 184 amino acids. The record is from RefSeq and is a predicted model, not a curated record. The transcript is spliced from 4 exons.
AUGAAGUUCACUUUCUUUGUCCUGCUGGUCGCUGCCGUCGGGCUGGUGCUUGGGGCUCCGAUGCCACCCUCGGCCCCUCUGGGCCUCGAACCGGGCGUCAAGUACUUAUGGGACUCUGCUCUCGUUGGCAACUUCCAUGCCUCGCUGCUUGCAUUCGAUCGAGACCUGAACAAUGCCUGGCGCGCUUUCCUCGAAACCAAAGGCAGACAGAUAAUUGACCAACACUUCGCCAACUACGGCGAGGCCAUUCGAAGUGGAAAGUCGACAAUCAUGGGAGUGGUUCAAUUCGAGAACCCUUCGGUCAUCAAUGUGCGCUACCACCCGGAACUGCAGCCGCUGUCGCUCAAGAUCGUGCGCGCGUUUGUCGAGGAACGCAUUGAUCGAGAGUAUCGCCUCCACAGAGUCUCGCUGCGACUCUUGGAGGAAGCCAAGGAGCAUCUGCGCGCAGCAGAGCAAGAGAGGCGCGAGUCCGAGGAGUGGAAGGGCUGGCUCAACGACUCGGACGGCCAAGCUGGUCCGAGCUCGGCAGGUAGCCGCGCUAGUUCACGCGACUAG